Molecule: messenger RNA, 1908 nt
Organism: Rhodamnia argentea
Lineage: Eukaryota; Viridiplantae; Streptophyta; Magnoliopsida; Myrtales; Myrtaceae
Exons: 16
Coding region: 237-1715 (492 amino acids)
Source: RefSeq, a predicted model, not a curated record
UGAUCAGAACCAGUUUUACGCUUCACAGAUAACCCCGCAAGCAGCAAAGUUUCCUUGUCCCGACAUAACCAUAAAGACCCCCGAAACUUGGGUUAACUGCGGUUAAACUGUCUAUACCGAACACCGUCAUCCACGGUCGCAGAGCGUGCUUGUGUCGAGCCCCUCUUAGUCAUCAGACUUUUUCGCGAGGCCAGCGUCUCUCGCAGUAGCUGCCUGGCUGGACUCUCGGCGCAGACAUGAACUUCGCUUUGACCCGCUUCUUCCUCCAUCUGGGGUUUUCCUGCGAAAAGCCCCGGAACAGCAGAAGCUAUGGCUUCCUUCUCUUAAAUGCCAAGAAAAGGGCAUUUUCUUCCGCUGCUAUCCCUCUAGCGCAGAAGACGGGUGAAGAGCUUUUGGUGGUGGUUGGAGGUGGAGCAGCCGGAGUUUAUGGAGCAAUCAGAGCCAAGAUGGUCGCGCCUCAUCUUAAUGUCUUGGUCAUUGAAAAAGGGAAGAUUUUGUCAAAGGUGAAAAUAUCUGGCGGAGGUCGUUGCAACGUGACGAAUGGGCAAUGCACAGAAAACCUGGUUUUGGCAGAACAUUACCCUAGGGGUCACAGAGAAUUAAGAGGAUCUUUUUUCAGCAUGCAUGGCCCAACGGACACAAUCACCUGGUUUUCUGAACAUGGUGUCGAACUCAAGACAGAGGACGAUGGAAGGGUUUUUCCUAUUAGUGAUAGUUCAUCUUCGAUAAUUGACUGUCUUCUGUCUGAAGCCAAGCGAAAAGGAGUUCUAAUACAGACUGGCAAAGUUGUCACCAGUGCUUCUAGAGAUGUUGAUGGGAACUUUCAGGUCAAGAUUGAGAAGCGUACGACUAACUAUAUGGAAAAUCUCAAAGCUGACUAUCUGCUGAUAGCCAGUGGGAGCAGCCGUCAGGGUUAUGUCUUAGCUACUCAGCUUGGUCAUUCUAUUGUGGAUCCGGUUCCUAGCUUAUUCACUUUUAAAAUUGAGGAUUCACGGCUAGCUGAGUUAUCUGGGGUCUCGUUCCCAAAAGUUCGGGUGAAGCUGACACUAGAAAAUGUUCAGACGAACAUACCCCAACUUACGCAGGUUGGACCCAUGUUAGUUACACACUGGGGACUCAGUGGUCCUGCAAUUUUAAAACUGUCUGCUUGGGGAGCUCGUCUUCUUUUUAGCUUAGAUUAUGAAGGAGAUCUUUUUGUAGAUUUUGUACCAGAUAUUAAAAUGGAAGAUUUGAAGUCCAUCCUAAUGAAACAAAAGCAUCAGUUUACGAAACAAAAGCUGCUCAAUGCUUGUCCUUUAGAAUUUGGCAUUGUGAAGAGAUUUUGGAAAUAUGUAUUGGAUCGUGAGGGUGUGGAUGCAGAUAUUCUCUGGGCUUCCAUUUCAAAUAAUUCGUUGAUUGGUAUUGCUUCUCUGUUAAAGCACUGUAAGUUUCGGGUAAUGGGAAAGGGCCAAUUCAAGGAUGAAUUUGUCACUGCUGGAGGUGUCCCCCUCUCCGAGAUCUCACUUAGUACGAUGGAAAGCAAGAUACAACCCCAUCUGUUUUUUGCCGGCGAGGUGCUGAAUGUUGAUGGUGUUACUGGUGGUUUCAAUUUUCAGAAUGCAUGGUCUGGUGGAUAUAUUGCGGGAACGAGCAUCGGCAAGCUGGCACUUGAUGCUAAGAUGGAGACGGAAGUUGAACAUGGCACGGAAGUCAAACAUAGGACGACACUAAGCUGAACCUCCAAUGGUCAGGUUCACAAAGCAAUUUCAACAGUACAUGUGUGGCAUACGAACUUCUCAGUUGCAGUCUUAGGCUUAAGACCUUGCAAGUGUAGAAUCCCUCUAAAAGGAAAAAAAAAGGGGUUUAUUCUCCUGCUAAACUCCUCAUCGUAGCCUGAAAUGGAAUCCGACAUGCACCCCAUGAUUCGUA